Thamnophis sirtalis is the source of this 996-nucleotide messenger RNA. The record is from RefSeq and is a predicted model, not a curated record. NCBI's taxonomy places the organism in Eukaryota, Metazoa, Chordata, Lepidosauria, Squamata, Natricidae.
AUGUAUGAGCCUAUCUACUGUGGGAAGCAAAAUAAAAGAACAUUAAGACAUUUUCCAUGUGUUAAUAAGUCUUCACUACUUCAGUUCAUCUUCCAGGCAUUCUCCACUGUUCCUGAGAUACAACAUCUUAUUUUCACUUUCUUUCUUUUGCUCUACCUCAUAAUUUUUUCUGCUAAUAUCUCCAUCCUUUCAAUUGUCUGCAUGGUCAAUUCCCUGCAUACCCCCAUGUAUUUCUUCCUGGCUAGCCUCUCUCUUUUGGAGAUCUGUUAUAUCACUGUAAUAGUGCCUCAAAUGCUUGCUAGCAUUUCUGAUUUCCACAGAACAAUCCCACUGGUGAACUGUGCCAUCCAGAUGUUCUUUUUUACAACCCUAGGGAGCACUGACUGUUUUAUGUUGGCUGUCAUGGCGUAUGAUCGCUACGUAGCCAUCUGCCACCCACUUCGCUACACCCUCAUCAUGACCUGGCAGGUUUGCAUGUGGCUAGUGAUUGGCUCCCUGAUCCUUGCCAUAGUGCUGUGUCUGCAGCUAACCGUCUUGGUUUUCAACUUGCCUUUUUGUGGUUACCAACCCAAGAUCAAUCAUUUCUUUUGUGAUGUACCACCUGUUCUACAAGUGGCAUGUGCUGACACCCAUCUUCACCAAACUGCACUGUAUGGUGUUGUCUUCAUUGUUUUAAUGAUUCCAUUUGUUCUAAUAUGCAUCUCCUAUGUCUACAUUGUGGCUGCCAUUCUUCGAAUUAAGUCCUCAUCUGGGAGGCACAAAGCCUUCUCCACCUGUUCCUCCCACCUGACAGUUGUAUUCCUACAGUAUGGUGUCUGCAGCCUUGUGUAUCUACGUCCCAAGUCCAGCACUUUGGAGGAUGAGGAUAAGAAACUUGCUCUUAUAUAUACCUUUGUCACUCCCUUCCUGAACCCCUUGAUCUACACCCUGAGGAACAAGGAUAUCAAGCAGGCUUUAAGGAAGGUCAUAAAGAAAAUGGUUGCAUCUCAGACUUGA